Messenger RNA from Cydia fagiglandana, 1988 nucleotides. RefSeq lists its product as uncharacterized. Bases 271 to 1812 code for a protein of 513 amino acids. The record is from RefSeq and is a predicted model, not a curated record. The transcript is spliced from 9 exons. NCBI's taxonomy places the organism in Eukaryota, Metazoa, Arthropoda, Insecta, Lepidoptera, Tortricidae.
GUACUGUCCAGUUUAACAAAACAAAAUUACUUUUUUUUUGCUUUAAUUUUGUGGCCGAGAUACGCGAAUGGCGCGCAUUCGGUCAGUCCGCACACCGCAGCGCGCCGCCGCCGGCCGUUCCAACAUGGACGUCGCAAAUGCGCGCCAAAACGAAUUCCAUUUUCAAAUAUGUUUACGUUCGUUCUUAAAUUAAAUAGUUGAUAAAUAAAAAAGUGAUGUUCCAAUCAAAUUAUAAUUACCAAAGAUUUUGCUCAAUAUGAAUAAUUUAAAAUGGUCACGAAAUCGAUGUUUAAAAAAUGCUUGCUGUUUGCUGUGAUAUUUUUGAUGUGCACGUGUGAGGGGAGGAGGAAAAUCAAAAGAAAAGUGGAAAGUUUUAGUGAUGUGACCAGCAACUCGCUUAAACGGAUUGUCAAGAACUCGAGUGACAUUGAAACUUCGCGCGGAUUUUUCCCGCCAGGUGGUCUCUUCACCCUCGGCAAGGUCCUCAACUUCUUCCCUGUUGGCGGCGAGCGCGAAUGCCAACCGACUGGCUACAAGACUGCUCGCGCCGGUAUCUGCCUGAACCCGUACGACUGUCGUCAGAGGGACGGACAGAGCGCCGGCGACUGUGCACACGGACUGGGAGUGUGCUGCGUGUUCGAAGUAUCUUGCGGCGGGCUGGUCCAGAACAACCUCACCUAUUUCAUCUCCCCUGGCUUCCCGGAGCUCUGGACCGGGGAGAAGGACUGCAGCAUCACCGUGGAGAAGACGCACGCUGGCAUUAUGCAGUUGAGGAUCGACUUCGUACACUUUACUAUUGGCCAACCCAACCGGCUGACAGGAGAGUGCGACGAGGACGCCAUGAUCGUGGGCGAGGGAGACAACGAAUUCAGGAUCUGCGGACAAAACCAUGGCCAGCACAUAUACUACACCCUACCAACAACCAGCGAAAAACGUGACCUCGACGAUGAGCUGCCUUCAUCAGCGUCGACCAAAAUCACAGUACGCAUGCGCGGGAGUGACAUGCCCAGACUUUGGUUGCUACGGCUUGCGCAGAUGCCUUUAGCUCAUUCUGCGCCGCAUGAUUGUAGGCAGUUUUACACGGGGAAUAACGGCACAAUAAGGACGUUCAACUACGCCGUGAACGGGAGACAUUUGGCCAACCACGAGUACAGAGCAUGCAUAAGACGUAACUCUGGGAUCUGCUCCGUCAGAUACACCCCGUGUGACAACCGCUCCUUUAGGAUAGGAGGAGGGCAGCAGUUAGACGUCAAACCCUCAGAUGUGGUGGAAGACGGGAUGAUGCCAGUGAACGAGGUCCAGACUCAAGAGGACGAGACGGAAGGCUCAGGAGCUGAUCCUCAGAUCGCACCGGCUGGGCAAGCUACCCCGGCACCCAGUAUGGCUUCCAGGAUCUGGAGCUAUAUUUGGCCCUCCUGGCUCUGGCAGGCCCGCACGCUGUCCUGGCACUGGUCGCCCUAUGCUCAACACUACGCGGUACCAGAAGAUGACAAGAUCCGGUACACCGGUUACGGGAAGUUCGGGGAGGGGUUGAAGGGGGGGUACGGGAGGCUGCGGUGCAAGGACAGGAUCACGAUUCCGUGCGAAAAUGAGUAUUUUGUUUCGAGCUCCAUCUGGAUGUCUGGCGUUUGCGACCCCCACCAUUGCGGCUCCUCCUUCUGUCCCAACAGAAGCCCUAGCGACUGCCACGUUGACACCUCCAUAACGCCCUUCGCAGUGUCCGUACACUUCGGCCCGCCAUCUUUGAAGCUUAAUCCUGAGGAGAACAUAGGCGCAUGUUUGAGGUAUACGCAAGUGCCUUGCGAAGCAUGAUGAGGAUAUUUCUGAGCACUUUGGAUCACCAUCUUUGAAACUUAAUCCUGAGCAGAACAUAUUAAGCGCAUGUUUGAGGUAUACGCAAGUGCCUUGCGAAGCAUGAUGUGGAUAUUUCUGGGCACUUUGGAUCGCCAUCCUUGAAACUUGACCGCCAGGAGAACAUAUAUAGGCGU